AGGGAUCCUUCUCUUUUUUUAAAAAUAAUUUUCCAAGUUGCAUCAGUAAGAGUGACUGACAUCGCGUACGUGUCGCGCCCGGCCGGAAGUUUUAAGGCACUGUGUCGAGAUCCUCGUCACGUUUUGCGACGGUGUCGAGGGGAAGCCUGAACUGUUCCUGCGUGUGUGUGUCCGUGUUUUUUUUUCUGCAAUUGUGUUCUCCCUUCUGUUUUAAUGCGUUUCGGUCGAAGCCGGGAAUUGCUGUGAGAGGAAACUUCUCUUGAACAACAGGAAUCGAAAAAAGGGGUUUUUGUACGAGGGAGGUUGAAAAUGGAGCGACUGUUGUCGACACUGACGUUUGGAGUCCUCCUCAUUUCUGCUGUGAGUUGUGAUUCCGCUGGUCGAUGGAAGCGGAAUGAAGGCAGCAGCAACAUCAACAACGCACUGGUGAUUGAACCCAAGGGAGACGAGAUUGAACGGCCCAUCGGGCAACCCUACAUUCUCACCUGUCGAAUAACCGUGGACCCGGCUCUGGUGUCGGACCUUAAAUGGCUGGGCCCGGAUAAUCAGACCAUCAGGGAGGAACCUGAAAGGAAAUUUAUUCGGCAUGAGCAGUCAAGGAUUCAGCUGGUGUUCAGGGAAGUGCGAGAAAAUGACACUGGUUUGUACCACUGUCAAGCGUCGUAUGCGUCGAAUAAUCAGCUGUCGAAGAGUGUUCGUCUGAAGAGCUACUUGCCCAUCACCUGGGUGGACGCCCCCGAGGAGCAGUACGCCACUUUGGGCGAGGAGAACGAAAUGAUCACUUGCGUGGUGAAGGCGUCUCCUGCGGCCACGUUGUCUUGGAGCAAGGCAGGGAAACAAAUCGCCACUGGGAUGAGCGACAGAUACGCUGUGGAACAGGGCGGACUGCGAAUUUCGGAAGUUCGGCAAGAGGACGAAGGCACUUACAGCUGCAGUGCAGAUGUGGUGUCCACUGGCGAGUACCAAGUCCGCCAAAUACGGUUCAUGUGGGACCCCGAUAUACGGACGAUUCGACUAAUGGACACUUGCUAUAUGCUGAGACAUGGGUUUUGA
Molecule: messenger RNA, 1053 nt
Organism: Notodromas monacha
Lineage: Eukaryota; Metazoa; Arthropoda; Ostracoda; Podocopida; Cyprididae
Source: the annotation of a GenBank genome assembly